GUCUCAGUUUGUUAUUUGCACGCUCUAAAAAAUUGGGUUAAUAGUUUUAUUGAAAAUGUUUUGAUAUUAAACUCGAUGGUUUUAUAAAACUAUUUUUUAAUUUUUAUAUCGCUACUACGAAUAAAAUAAAUUUUAUAAGUGAAUUUUAGUUAUAUCAAUUAAGCUAUUAAGGAAAUUUAUGGAUACCUCCGUAAAUUUCGUAGAACACGCAGGGAUGUCCAAGGUUUUUAACAAUGCUAGCAAACGUAAGAGGCGGUUUUCGGAAACAAAUGAACAAAUAUCGACGAACUCUACUGAAUCUACGAUUGUGGACAAUGUUGUUAACAGUCCUCCAGCUGCUAAAUAUCGUGAAGUCGAAACUGACUACAGGUUUACUUUAGAUCACUUUUGCGAUGAGAUUUUAUAUGAAAUCUUUAAAUAUCUUGGAAGUCAAGAUCUACUAACCUUAAAGAGAACUUGCAGACGAUUCAAUGAAUUAGUUUACGAUAAGCGAUUUUGGCAAAAUAUCUCAUUGCUGGAGAGCAGGGAUUCAUACGAUCAAUUGUUAGAAUCUUUGCAAUUUACUCAUGCUAUCACAAAAUGUCUAAAAUUACGAGGACCUUCACAAAAAUCGCUUAACUACAAAAGCUCGGGAGAAAUAUUUAAUAAAACUCUAAGUAAAUCGUUGACAAGCAAUUGUACGCAAUUGGAAAUUCUGGAGAUGUACUCAAUAUGUUUGGAUUUGACAUUGUUGCAUUUUAAACACAUCCCACAAACCCUUCAACGCUUAGUUAUUAAUGAUUGCGACGUUUUGAACCUAUCCUAUCAGCGUUCAUCUUGGUUGACGGGAAUUCAUACGCAUUUGGUGAACCUGCAGGAACUUCGUAUUGAAUAUAGCACUUGGUUUGAACCUCACGAUAUCAUGCCAAUUUCCAAAUUGCCCGGCUUGCAUACACUAAGUCUGCGAGGUUGUGUUAAUUUCUUUGAUAUUGUCGUUUACGCCAGCAUAGCAACUAUUCAUGGUUUCCCAUUGUUACAGCGCCUAGAUUUGCGACAAAUACCGUUAACCGAUACGGACUUGCAAUGCUUUAAUGUUAUAGAAACAUUAAGAGAAGUUAUGCUGGAAUGCCCUCCUUACAUAAAUACAGCUAAAGGCUUUAAUGUAAGUUUGUCUGCCUCAAAAGGAUAUGGCUUAGGUGAAUGUGCAGAAGCAACUACUGGCGAAUAUAAUUCUUCAGGGACUUCGUCAUCUCAAGCGGCACAAUCAUCCUCAUCUACAAAUGAUUUUUGGGCUUCUUUAAACAAAAAAUCUCCGCAACGUCGACAACAAGCGAAUCCCGAUCACAUUAUUUAUAUAGAUUUACGUAAUCCACAAGGCGCAUUGAUUAGCGUAAACAAUGUUUCCGGAGUUAAUCCACGGGCAGUUUCGAUGGGACAAGCGCAGGGACAGGAAGAAGGAGGUAUUAGCGAAGUUAAUCGAGUAAUACGUCACGAUUUAUUUUGGGACCUUAUAAAUCCUUUAAGACGUGGCGCCAGUAAUUUUACUAAUGCGGACAAUGUUACUGCUAGUAAUGUAGUUGAAAGGCAAGACGAGUUUCCAACCUCUUCGGGAUCUGUUAAACAACUCACCUAUCCACGUAAUUUUAUUAGUGAUCAGGGAUUGUGCUCCUUCGGACGUUCUGUCAAUCCUACAAACCAUGGUAGAAUUUGGAUAGGUAUACGUAAUCGACCGAACGAUACGCUUAUCGAACGUUUUACUAUACGUAAUUAUAAAAAUAUAACAGAUGUAUUUUUAAGACAUAUAGUGCAAUGCUCACCUAAUUUACUAUAUUUAGAUAUAAGUGGUACCGGUAUUACGCUUGAAGGUGUGAAAAAAUUUAAAGAAUCAAAACCUGAAUGUAAAAUAGUUGCUGAACAUUUGUUGGGUCUAAACGAUCUCUAAAUGAGAAGAUUUAUCGAAAUCAGAUAGCAGAAUCCAUAAAUGGUACUCAUUGUGGGUAGAGAACAUUUUAGUUAUCUUAGAACAGGCAAAUACGAUUAGCAAAGAUGUUUGUCGUAAUUAAAUGGUUUUAAAUAUUUACAUUUCGUUGUAGAUAGGUUUUUAAGUGAAGAAGUUUAACAUUUUUAGAAGUGUUCAUAUUUAGUUGCAUGGCUCCUUGCACCACAUUUUGUUAAGCAUGCUUUUAUUCUAAAUAUAUCAGGAUCGCCAAGUCAACGGAGAGCGUGUAUGCAGUUUUAAUACUUCCUAUGGGGUCCCUGUCUUAUCUUCAGUAAAAUUUUCAAAUAAAGCUAAUUGACCUUCUUAUGUAAAACGUUUCAUUUUUUUUCUUUUUUUUUUGCUUUCAAAUUCAUUAUAAAACAACUAAGAGCACUAUGGUCGGGGAAAGAUCCGGUAUUUGAUACCCUACACCACUUUGCUUGAUAUAGCCGUUAUCUCAUUUUCAUGAUAAUACACCAAAAUUGUACAUUGCCUUUAUGAAACGGGAUACUUUUCACACUGGAGGAUAGUCAAUGCAUCAGCUACCGUAGCAAAUUUAAUUUAUUUGUCAAAGAUUUUCGCUAAAAUUUUGACUUUGUCGCCAUAGAAGGGUUUGC
This is a messenger RNA of Glossina fuscipes, 2574 nucleotides long. RefSeq lists its product as uncharacterized. NCBI's taxonomy places the organism in Eukaryota, Metazoa, Arthropoda, Insecta, Diptera, Glossinidae. The coding region runs from base 179 to 1921 and encodes 580 amino acids. The transcript is spliced from 5 exons. The record is from RefSeq and is a predicted model, not a curated record. Gene Ontology annotation, molecular function: protein binding.